Molecule: messenger RNA, 3210 nt
Organism: Cutaneotrichosporon cavernicola
Lineage: Eukaryota; Fungi; Basidiomycota; Tremellomycetes; Trichosporonales; Trichosporonaceae
Gene: BUD6
Exons: 5
Coding region: 1-3210 (1069 amino acids)
Biological process (GO): establishment of cell polarity
Cellular component (GO): cell tip; cytoplasm
Molecular function (GO): cytoskeletal regulatory protein binding
Source: RefSeq, a predicted model, not a curated record
AUGUCUCGCCCCGCUAUCUCGUACCCCAUCCCAACAGAUGAGCCACCACCACUUUCAACCCCAACAGGAUACUACCCGCCUCCGUCGCCGCGCGGAAAGCCCGCAUCUUUCCGUGACGUCUCCGGGUCCCUGUCAGGAGCAUCGGCACCACCUGGCUCCUCACAUCAUGCAGGAGGCUCGGGCUCGGGCUCGCACGCACACAACUCGCAUCCCGGCCACGGAGGCGGCACAGGCUCAGGCGGAUCGGGAUAUGGCGGAGGCCCAGGCGGCGGGUAUGAGGGAGGAAGGAGCGGGCGGCAGGUAUCAGGCCCUCGUGCACCGUCAUCCACUUCCACGUUAGAUUCGUACAUCACACGCUUGCUAGUGGUUACGAAGCAGCUCCUUCAGGGUCUCGAGCAAUGGGCGAGGCGUGAACUCAGCGAGGAGGCGGUCAGCGACAUCUACGUCCGACUCGGGAACGGUUUCGAGCUGUGCGUCAGCACAUUCCGGCGCGCGGGGAUCUCAACCGCCGAUCUCGACUCUGUGCCCUCCGAUCUCCGAGAAAUCCUCGAGCGUGCCCUCGCCGAGGAGCCCACACAAGAUACGCUCAAUAUCUACCUCCCCGACAUCCGCGCGAUCAUUUUCAACCUCCUCAAUGGACUUAAGAACAAACAGAUGGCAUACAAGCGGCAUCUGGUAGAGCGCACACCUCAGCCCGAACCGGUGACGCCUCAGCGCCCGCAACCGCGGCAGUCAGCGCCGCCCGCGGAUGCGGAGACGCGAUCGGUGCGAUCGAUAGCAUCAAUCGAUGGGCCCGCGAGCCCGGCCAGCCAGACCGGCAUCCUGCCCAGUGCGAGCUCGCGCCCUACGUUGGCGGAGCGGAGCCAGCACCGCGAGCGUGCAUCAAGGCCCGCGCCGCCUGACGCGUUCCGGCCGUCGCGCACACGUCCCGCUCCAGACGGGAGCGUGCGUACGCUCUCUUCAGGGAGCAUUGAGCGCCCGAUGCCGCGCGCUACCUCACCCAUCCCAUCGGUACACUCGGGGUUCGGAACACCCCCAACUGGCCCAGUGACACCUGCGCCGACGACUUCCGCCCCGCCAGCACGCCAGCCGCGGCGGCCGGAGCGCACAUCACGCGACAGCGCGAACCCGACGUCGAGGUUUAGCGCCGACUCUGACGUGUCGUCUAUCUCGUCAGCGCGUGCACCAUCAGACAGUGCGAGCGCGAGUACCGUCACGAUGCCUAUCCCCAUUCCGCACGCACUCUCCCGCGAACUGCCCCUGCCUCCGGUUGGGGGGUCGUCGCACAUCCAGCCGACACCGUCUCCAGGCGCCCUUCCCACCGCGACCUCGCCCGCGCCUCCACCCCCACCUGUCCCGAGGACGCCGCCACCUCCUUCCCCCGGUAUGCCUGGGUUGCCAACGCUCAAUCUCCCCGACCAGGGCGAAGACCAGGGCGAAGACGCGGUCGAAGUCUUGAACGGCGUAACAGCAGCGUUCGUCAACGACGGCGUUCACCCGGCAGCGCGCUCGAGCUUUGCGCUCCUGCAAAGGUCGGACGCACUGGAGCGCCGCGCGUCCAAGCGCUUCUCGAGCUACACAUUCAACAAGAUGGUCGGUACGAGCCCAGGCAAGAAAGCUACAAGCGGAACGGGAUCGCCGCCUCGGCCCGCGCGGCGCUCAAACGUCCACGCUAUUCCGCCUAUGCCAGCCCUCACCGAGGCGCAUAGAAGCUUGGUUGCCGAGACGACGCCGCCUGUCAGCGAGCCCGCCGUGAGCACGGCCCACAGUGUAGAUGCAAUCUCGAGCACCAGCGUAUCGGCCUCGCCUCCAGCCUCAACGCCUGGCCUGGUCACGGCUUUCCUGCAGCUCGGGCGACACGUCAAGAAGACGACGAUCGAGCUGCCUCUCACCAUGAGCGCGCUGCGUCUCCUCUUCAUGGAGAGAUUCGAGUACGACCCCGGCAUGGAGGACUUCCCGGAUGUAUAUAUCAAGGACCCAAGAACGAGCGUGCAGUACGAGCUGGAGGACAUGGAGGACGUACGCGAGGGGUGUCUGCUCGUGCUGGACAUUGAACCCCUCGACCAGGUCAAACAACACUUUGAUCUCAAUUUCGCGUCGCUCGCGCAGGACAUCAAGGAGCUCAAGACGUCGCUUGCGCAGUCAAAGCGGAUGAGCACGACGGCGCCGUCUACGAGUUUGUUGACCGUGUCGCCCGUCCUUACCGCUGCGCCGCCCCCGCCACCCGUCGAGACACCGCGCUCUCCCAUGAGAAGUGACAGUGGACCAGCGCCCGUCGCCGAGCUACGCGCUCAUUACGACGAGGUGCAGAGCCUGCGACGCGACCUGGCGAUCAUGCGUCAAUUGCACGUUGACUUCCUCUCGCAGACCAAGGAGAGCUUUGCAGCCUUACGCGCGCAGAAUACGGCGAUGCGUGAGGUCGUCAAGACCAAGAUGGGCGGGAACCGCUCGCUGCUGGACAACUCCAAGGCCAAACUUGAGGGACAGUGCCAAGACACCAUUCAGGCGGUCGAGGAGGUGAGCGACAUUAUCGACGGCGCGCGCGAGGACGCGUUACGUCGCGGUGUUACUCCGCCGCGCGGUCGCACGGAGAAGAUCAAGGCCGACCUGGAGCGCGCCACAAGCCUCGUCGACCAGUUCUCGCGUGACGUAACCCUCGCCGAGCCGACAUGGCGCGCAACCUGGCUUGCCGAGCUGCAGCGCGUGACGGACGAGCAGCGCCUCCUCGCGUACCAGAACAAGCUUGCCGCGGACCUGAAGAACGACAUCAAGGACGCGACCGAGAUGCUCGACAACGUACGUGCCUUCGUGACGCAGCGCGCCGUGCGUCCGCGCUUCCAGCCUCCUCCUCCGGAAACUGGGGGUGUGACCAACCUCCUGCUCGAGAUCCGGACCAAGGAAUCGGACCCAACCGCCCGCCUCCGCGCCAUCGAAGAACAGGCGAAAGUCCGGGAACGCGAGAUGGCAUCGCGAACCGACGAUUUCCAGGACGAGCUGGGCGCGUUUGUGCAGGGCAGGAAGCUGCGCAAGACGGGGGGGACGGACGAGGCGGAACGCGUCCGCCAGAGACGCCAGGACCAGACUAUCCGGCGUAUGCUUAGUGGUGAUGGACCGGGGGCCGAACCCCUCAGUCCCCAGAUUACGGGGAGGAGCGCUAGUGCGGCGAGUAACGCGAGUAGUCCUCCAGGACAUGGAGCGGGGGGAGGCUAG